AUGUCUUGCGAUCACGACUUCACGGCGCCGCAUUCUCCUCUGCCUCCACCACCACCUCCGCCUCCACCAGCUCCACCACUCCACCCCCAAGCCUCGCCUGGCCUGCCUGGACAUUCUUCGCCGCAGCAGACGUCGCCCCUCAGGCGCAUUGCUGUGCAACCUCCCAUUAUCACAACCGCCCUUGCGCCGCCUCCGGGACCCUCUACACUACAGACACCCGCCUCUGCCAUCUCGUUAAGCGUGCCUUUCUCGCCCUACGCUCCGUCACCUUCGACCUAUGCCGCUUCACCAGUAGUCGCCUCUCCCAUGGCGAUGAGGAAUCCGUCCUCGCUCCCGUACAAUCCUCAACAAUGGGGACGUCAAGGACCUACCGGAGGGGUCCAUGUUCCCCAUUCAAUGACCCAGACACCAAGUAACACGGGACGCGUCCUGGAAAUAACGGGCAUGGAAGGUAUCUAA
Molecule: messenger RNA, 459 nt
Organism: Westerdykella ornata
Lineage: Eukaryota; Fungi; Ascomycota; Dothideomycetes; Pleosporales; Sporormiaceae
Exons: 1
Coding region: 1-459 (152 amino acids)
Source: RefSeq, a predicted model, not a curated record